Messenger RNA from Plenodomus lingam JN3, 408 nucleotides. NCBI's taxonomy places the organism in Eukaryota, Fungi, Ascomycota, Dothideomycetes, Pleosporales, Leptosphaeriaceae. The record is from RefSeq and is a predicted model, not a curated record.
AUGGCAGAGAACGAGGGACAGAGUCAGAGUCAGAGUCAGAGUCAGAGUCAGAGUCAGAGUCAGAGUCAGGCAGCAGGGCAGCGGCUGUUUGGGGUUGCACGGGAAGCUGGCAAGGCAAAACUCUUCAGCCCCUUGAAGCCACUAGGUAGACCGGUUCGGUCUGCGGCGACCAGUGCAUGCAGGCGAGGCAGUCACAAGAAGAAAGAUGGGUACAUGGUAGCACACGCUCCCAGUACUACUUACUCAUAUGCGACCCCGAUGCAACCAGCUGCGCGUGUAGAUCAGUACGAUAUUGGACCUCCGAUCCCCCGUGUUCUGGGGGGCCAAUCGCGUACAUCACGUGACCUCGUCAAGCUUCAAAUUUCGGCCAUCCACCCGACCGCGCCUGCGGGUUCCCUGGGCCCCUGA